UAGUAUAUAUAUAUAUAUAUAUAUAUAUAUAUAUAUAUAUAUAAUCAUCCGUUAACUGAUAAAUUCUUCGGCGAAGCGUCGCGUCGAAACAGUAUACGAGACAACAUUCGAAACGUUGUGAAGUGAGCUGUCACGAAACCGCGGCCGGACAUCAUACUCUUGAAACGGUUUUCUGACAAUAGUUCGUAACACAGCUUUAAACAAUUUGUACUUAUUAGAAAUCUCAAACUCGUUUGUUAAUAAAUGAGUCGGUGUCUUGGUGUAUCUUCAAAUACCGCUUAUUGUUAGAAGCAUGGCAAAAUGGGGAGAAGGUGAUCCACGCUGGAUUGUAGAAGAGAGGCCUGAUGCAACUAAUGUGAAUAAUUGGCAUUGGACAGAGAAAAAUGCCUGUGCAUGGUCACAAGAAAAGCUGAAAGAACUUUUUGUAAAUUCGGAAAUCAAGGGAGAUGGAGUUUUAUGUAAGAUAACAGAAAUGGAAAAAUGCGAAGGUGAGGCAGUAGCAAAUAAUAGAAAAGGAAAACUUAUUUUUUUUUAUGAAUGGAAUAUUGUACUUAAAUGGACAUCAAAAGAUAAAUUAAAUGAGAAAAUUGAGGGUAAAAUUAACAUCCCUAAUCUUUCUGAAGAAAAUGACAUCAGCGAAGUAGAUAUUGAAAUUACAUUAAAAGAUAGUACAGAUGAAGGAGAAAAAAUAAAACAGUUUUUGCAUACAAAGGGAAAGGAUGCUAUAAGAGAAAAAUUAACAAAAUAUGUAUCUUCUUUAAAAGAAGAAUUUACGAAAGGAAUGAUACUUCCCAAAAAAGAUAAUGUAAAAGAAAAUAUCUCAAAUAUAACAUCUGGUUUUAAUAUUAAGAUGCAGAUGAAUACUGCAGUUACACAAACAAACAAUCGUGAAACAGUAGGAUGUAAAAUCUCGACUACUACAAUUAAGCAAAAUAUUAAGUUUCAAUGCAGGGCGGAAGAGUUUUACAAUGUCCUCUCAUCGAUUGAGAUGGUACAAGCUUUUACGAGAAACCCAGUGAAAUUAGAGACAAAGAAAAAUGGUCAAUUCGAGCUCUUCGGUGGCAAUAUUCACGGCGAAUUUGUGGAAAUUACACCAACCAAGAUUGUCCAAAAAUGGCGUUGUAAACAAUGGCCGUCCGGACAUUUUAGUAACGUAACAAUCGACAUCUGCGAAAAGAAAGAUCACACUGAAGUCAUUUUAACACAAACUGGUGUCCCACUUAGCGAGGAGACCUCAACGAAGGAGAAUUGGGAUAGGUAUUACUGGGACGCCAUAAAACGUACCUUCGGUUUCGGAUAUUUUAUGUGAUUGAAAUUCGCCCUAAAGAAGAUUUAUUUAUUGCUAAGUAGAACAAUGAAAAUUGUGCGCAAUCACAAAAUUGCGCGAACGCUUAGUUUCUGUGGCAUCAUUGACGAAUUUAUGCAGUGGAAAAGAAGUGUAUUCUGGUAUGCACAGUUUACUCUCUUUGUAUAAUUGAUACCGCCUCGUCUGUAAAACUCGAAAUUAAUAUCGAUGCGCGCGAUGUAUCGCACGACAUUACAAGUGAAUUCUCUAAUUGUUAAGUAUAUCUAUCUAUUAUUAGAUGUUAUGUCUAAUAAAUCAUAAGAUAGUGAAUGAUAA
Molecule: messenger RNA, 1621 nt
Organism: Cataglyphis hispanica
Lineage: Eukaryota; Metazoa; Arthropoda; Insecta; Hymenoptera; Formicidae
Product: activator of 90 kDa heat shock protein ATPase homolog 1
Exons: 9
Coding region: 293-1309 (338 amino acids)
Biological process (GO): protein folding; positive regulation of ATP-dependent activity
Cellular component (GO): cytosol
Molecular function (GO): protein-folding chaperone binding; ATPase activator activity
Source: RefSeq, a predicted model, not a curated record